Gavialis gangeticus (Gharial) is the source of this 5537-nucleotide messenger RNA. It is a transcript of the gene TARBP1, whose product is annotated as TAR (HIV-1) RNA binding protein 1. Lineage: Eukaryota; Metazoa; Chordata; Crocodylia; Gavialidae. The record is from RefSeq and is a predicted model, not a curated record. Gene Ontology annotation, biological process: tRNA methylation. The transcript is spliced from 29 exons. Gene Ontology annotation, molecular function: tRNA (guanine) methyltransferase activity; RNA binding. The coding region runs from base 1375 to 5310 and encodes 1311 amino acids.
CACAUACACACACUCACUAUCUAUUUUGGUUAGUAUCUUUGUCUCUCCUUUAGUUAGUCUAUAAGGUGCAGAAGCUCAGUCCAUCAACUCAACUCAUUCGUCCUGAAUCUUACUCCCUCAGCUAUAUAUAUGCACACUUACCUUGCUUGGUGCUCACUCCAUCAGCUAUUGCAUAAUAAUCCACAAGGCUGUUUUGGCAUCAGAGUGUAAGGACAGGAAAUAUUGUGCAAAAUGAAGGCUCUUGAGAGGUCUGAAGAUGGGUCUAAUUUGACUACUUUCAUGACUUCUUAAGUCACAGGGCCUCUGUCUUAAACUCUUCAAUACUGCUGGUUUAAACACAUGCACCCUCCCACCCUUGCUUAGUCUUUAAAGUACAAAGCCACCCUACUUUUUACCAGUGUUACAGCCACUUUAGGAGCUGACUGAAAGGCCACUGUGCCCUUGCUGGCACAGUUCACAUCCAUCUCCCUCAUGACUGCAGCCACCAUAUACCACUGUCGCUUCAGUGUGGUGAAUAGCUAUGGAAAUUGUUAGAGCCUUAUUAAUGCACUGUUGAGGGGUUUACGAUAGAGGCCCCAUGGCUUAAGAAGUCAUGGAAGUAGUUGGUUAAUGACACAUUUCCAAAUCAGAUCCAUUUUCAGACCUCUCAAGAGCCUUCAGUUUGCUGAAUGUUUCCUGUGCUUACACUCUGAUGCCAAAUCAGCCUCUGAGGUUAUUUCAUAAUAAUCCACAAGGGCUGUGGACCACUGGCAGAAGGACUUUUUGAAAUGCUCACUUUGGUCCUUGGCAACUGCUACCUGUAUUUUGUUUUUCUCUUGCACCCUCCAUUUUAGAUGCCUUAUUAUGUCUGGGUCUUGAAAGGCAAUGAAGGUUGGGGAAACCUUCCCUGUAUUUAUUUCUCUUGCCUUACCUCACACAAAGAGAGACAUAAUUUAGUCCUUGUGGCUUGAGAGAAAUGGCUGCCUAAAAAAUGUCUGCUUCCCAUUAAAAUUUCAUCAGCUUUGUUGAAACUUUAGAGGUUGUUGUAGUGUUGUGUAAGCCAUGCAACUUGCCCUUGCAAAUUUUGACAGGUGAUUGAUAUGGCCACAUUUUAUUCCCUUUCCUUAGCGGAUUUACCAGGAAAACAUUAGAAUAUGUUCUUUUGAAACGAGCCACAAGAGAAUAUAAGAAAGUGUAUGGUUUUAUAUUUGCUCUUAAAAGUUUGUUAAACUGUAGGGCUUAAUUUUUUCAGGGCUUGCUGAGGCAAAGCUACUGAUGUCAGUAGGAGUUACGGAUUCAGAAAGAGUAUAGGAUGAAGAAAUGUUAAGUAGAGUUUACUUAAUUCAUCUGGAGAGUGUUUGUGUAAACUUGAACAAAUACAAUCUCUAAAUAAUAAUGUCAUAUAUUCAAUUAGAACCGAGUCUUUUUUGGUGGUCUGCUGAGGAGAAUGAAAAACUUGUGCAAUUUUGGGAAAAUUUCAUUUUGAUAAUGGAAACUUUAGAGGGAAAUCAGAUCCAUGUUAUAAAGCCAGUCUUGCCAAAGUUAAACCGUUUAUAUGAAUUGUCAGUAUCGGGGAAAAAAGGCUGUUGGUUGUUUCACCCUUCAUGGCAUAUGUGUAUUUAUAAAAGAAUGUUUGAGAGUGAAAACAAAACAAUAACAAAGGAAGGAGUAAUUCACUUUUUGGAGCUUCAUGAGGCAAAAUGCAUUCCAGAUUCACCAGGGUUUUCAGAGUUUAUUAUCGGGCCAUUAAUGGAUGCACUUUCAGAAAGCUCUCUCUAUAGCAGGUCACCAGGGCAAUUGAUAGGAGCCUGUCCUCCCAUAGGAAUAAAAUUACAGAAGUUUUUGGUUGCGUACCUCACACUCCUUUCAGAAGAAGAAAAAAGCAGUUUUCUGUUAAAAUUUAUUCAGAAAAUGACAAGCAGACAUUGGUGUGCUGUUCCCAUUUUGUUCCUGUCUAUGGCACUGGCAUAUAUCCCAGCAUGUAAAGCAUUGGGAAUGGAAGGACUUCAUGCACUAAGAGAUGUCCUGCAGUGUACUAUGAUCACACAUCAGAUUCUCUUACGGGGAGCUGCUCAGUGCUAUCUUCUUCAAACAGCUAUGAACUUAGUAGAUGUGGAGAAAGUGUCACUUCCAGAAGUUUCACGUUUCCUUGUGUCUCUUAGACCAGAGGAAUCCUUAAGGAGGGGGACGAUACUGUGGAUGGAGCUUUGUAGUUGGCUGUGCACUAAUGAUGGCCACUUCAGAAAGUCCAUAAAAUGUGAUCUUGAGCAUCAAGAGAGAUCAUCAUUAAGUACAUAUGUACUUACUCUUGUUGAAGAUUACCUUAAGGCACCACCAUCUGAAAGGGAAAGUUGCUUUAUGCCUGACUGGUUUGAAGCUAAGCUUGUUGCUACAAUGAUUCUGCUGGCUGCAGAUGUAGAGGAAAUGAAGAAUAAACACAGUGAAAAAAUCAACACAAAAUGGAUUGAAUUAAAGGCUUUCUUGUACCCUCUUCUGGAUGUCUUGCUGAAACUUGGCACUAAUGUUUAUAUCCCAACACUGAAAGCUGAUAAAAGCCUGCAACUGUUGUUGAAGUUAUUACAGACCUGUUCGUUAAAAUGUUCUAAUCCACAAGAUGAUGGGGUAUUAACUUUUCUCUGGAAGUGUGUUGAGACUUCUGUAGACAGUGUUUUAGAUUUUGUUCUCCGAAGGCUUACUACAGGUGAUUUAAACACUGUUUCAGAUUUGGAUCGUUGUAAUUUAUACUUGGCUUUAGUAUCAGAGCUGGUAAAUUUAUCGUUGAACAUUGGUUGGAAAAAGGGACCAUCCAUCUGGAAUUUCAUCUCUUCUUUGACAAAUGCCUCUAUUCAUACUCUGCAGGAGGCAAGCAAUGAACAGGAACCAAAACUUCGAGAACAGAUUCAGAAGGUAGUUAGUAUGGCAUCACUAACUGUGGUGUGUGAGAUUAUUGAUCAGAAACCCGAACUGCAACUUGAAUCUCUGCAACCUGUUGAGACCCUAAAAAGAUUUAUUUCUUCUGCUCAACUUAAUCGAGUAUUAAAGAAGCCAUCUUCUAUUGAAGAAAAAAGUAGUUUAUUUGAAGAAUCAACUUGUCAAGGAUGGGGGAAAAUAGUUGCCUGCUACAUACAUGAUCAGUGGGUUUGCCUUCAUUUUCUUUUAAAAAAGUAUCAGAACCAUAUACCACGAUCAGAAGAUGAGACUUUGGAAUUAGAUUUGCCUGCAGUUCAGAGACCAAGAAGAACUUUCCAGUCUGCUUUGGAAGCCCUAACUGUUCUUCCUUCUGAGCAGGUUUUACCUGUGUUUCAUUGCAUGAAAAUACUUAUUCCCAGGCUUCUGGUUUCAUCUGAGACUCUCUGCAUUGAGGCUUUUGAUCUGGGUUGGAAAAUUAUAUCCUCUCUGAGCAACACACAGCUAAUAUUUUGGUCUAAUUUAAAAGCCUUUGUUCAAGUUGUUUUUGAUACUGAGGUUCUUGCUGUUGCAGCAAGUAGCAAAGGUCAAGCAUAUGCAAAAAUAAGAGAGAUGAUAAGCAGACUAAUUGAAAUGUCCACUACAAGGACGGGAGUCUUUAAUAUAGUACUAAGCUAUUGCUGUCAGUCUUGGGUACUUUCUACUUCUGAUGACGCACAUAUUUCAGAGAAUCCCUUCUUGAAUGCUGGUGAAUACAGUGAACUUCUUAUGGAGGCUUCUGUCUUUGGAACUGUAUUCCGGCGAGAUCAAAGACUUAUUCAGGAUGUACAUGCCUUUGUAGAAAAUCUUGGAGAUAAAUGUGCAGCAAAUGUUGUCACAGAAAGUACGAACCGAGAUGAGCAUUAUGUGCGAAUCUGUGUCAUCAAAUUCCUGUGUUUGUUAGAUGAAUCGAAUAACUCGCACAAGAUAUUUGUAGAAGACCUUGUUACCAAACUCCUUGAUAAAGAUGAACUGAUAUCCAAAACUAGAACACGUUAUUAUGCAAACUCUUUACAGCACAGAGUUAAAAACCGGUUGUGGCAGACACUGUUGGUUCUUUUACCAAAGCUAGAUCAGAAUUUUUUGACUGAGGCGCUUGACAAGAUUCUUCAAGCUGGAUUUGAGAACAAUCAAGCAUCUGUAAAAUACUUGAUAGAAUGGAUUAUCAUCUUGAUUCUACACACAUACCCCCAAUUCCUUUCAAAAUUCUGGGAUUGUUUUUGCUAUGAUGAAGAAAAGCUUAAAACUAGUAUCUGUACAUUUUUAUCAGUGCUGUCACACUUCAAUGUUAUUCUUCAGAAUACCUCGGAGAAGAGACCAGUUCUGAAAAAGGCUCUUAUUGUUGUUCUACAGUGGUGUUUCAACCACAAUUUCAGUGUUCGGCUUUAUGCAUUAAUAGCACUUAAGAAGAUCUGGGGCAUGUGCAAAACACUGCAUGUAGAAGAAUUUGAGGCCUUAACACCCGUAAUUGAAUCUAGUCUCCAUCAAGUGGAAAACAUGCAUGGCACAGGGAAUGCUAAAAGGAAUUGGCAACGAAUCCAAGAACAUUUCUUUUUUGCAACAUUUCAUCCACUUAAGGAUUACAAUCUAGAGACGAUAUUUUACACCCUUCCACGCCUUUCGGAACUGGUUGAAGAUGAAUGGAUCUCACUUUGUAAAUUUACCAGAUUCACUAGCAUUCCUUUGCCAUCAACAUAUCAGUGGUAUCAUUCUCGAGCUGAACUUCUUGACCUAAAGCCAAGUGAUUGGUCUCAGCAAGACAAGGGUUCAAAUUCAGUUGAAAUGGAUAACCAAACAGAAUGGACUGAUGUUCAGAAAAAGAUUAUCCCUUGGAAAAAUAGCAUUCCUGAUUUAGACCUGGAACUGGUGUUUCAGGACCGUGCUGCUAAACUUGGUAAAUCAAACAGUAGACUGAUUGUAGUGGCUUCACUUAUUGAUAAACCCACAAAUUUAGGAGGCUUGUGUCGUACAAGUGAAAUAUUUGGGGCAUCUGCUCUAGUUGUUGGCAGCCUUCGUUAUAUACAUGAUAAACAGUUUCAGCAGCUCAGUGUUUCUGCGGAACAGUGGCUUCCCCUUCUUGAGGUGAAACCAUCUCAGCUUGUAGAGUAUUUACAGCAGAAAAAAAUGGAAGGCUACACUAUCAUAGGGGUGGAGCAGACAGCCAAAAGUUCUGACCUGACAGAAUAUUGCUUUCCAGAGAAAUCCUUGUUAUUGCUGGGAAAUGAACAUGAAGGAAUCCCAGUAAACCUGAUUCAGCUUCUGGAUGUGUGUGUGGAAAUUCCUCAACAGGGUAUCAUUCGCUCACUCAAUGUUCAUGUAAGUGGAGCUCUGCUGAUUUGGGAAUAUACAAGACAACAAAUGAUCAAGCAGAAACAACUGAAAUAGCUGGAAGAGUCUUGUGCCUUACAGUGCAGCUGGAUGGAUGGCUCUUAUGGUGCUAUAAAAUAUUUUUAAAUACAUGGAAUAAUUAAGCUCAGGGUGAAUGAGUGUGUUUUUAACUUACGCAUGUCUUACUAUUUUCCUGUAUUGUGCAAAUACUGGUUUUUAAAUGCCUUAACAUAUGAUCUGAUUGUAUACUCCUGUUUUAUUGGUAAUAAAUAUUCUUAUUUGUA